Vairimorpha ceranae is the source of this 240-nucleotide messenger RNA. RefSeq lists its product as hypothetical. The transcript has a single exon. Lineage: Eukaryota; Fungi; Microsporidia; Nosematidae. The coding region runs from base 1 to 240 and encodes 79 amino acids. The record is from RefSeq and is a predicted model, not a curated record.
AUGAGCAGGACAAGUAGUGGUAAAAAAAAAUAUGAAGGUAGAAUGAGAAAAUUAGCAAAAAUAGAAGAAAAAAAACAAGAGGAACAAAGAAGAUUGGAUGCAAUUGAAGAUGAAAAAUGGAAAAUUGGGGCAAAAGAUACUACCAAAGAAACACUGGAAGCAUUAAAGGCAGAAGAAAAAAAUAGAUUAAAAAAAGAGCGGCAAUUGGCUUAUGAAGCGGAAUUUAACAAAAAGCAGUAA